UGUGAUUGGUCUUUCAUGCCGUCUAGUACACGGGCUGUAACACUGCCCUACUUCCCACUGGACUGCUGCUGGAUUCCUGCGCACUGCUCUUUCGGUCAUGGCGUUGCGGACUGUGCGAAACUUACCCUGCUUUUUAAGUGUACUCAGCGUGUUUCUCCUCAGCAGUGGCCCGUACCGGGUGUCCUCAUGUCCGAGCCGCUGUUUAUGUUUCCGUACCACUGUCAGAUGCAUGCAUUUGAACCUGGAAUCAGUGCCCGCAGUUCUUCCUCAGACCACAAUCCUAGACCUGAGGUUCAACAAAAUCAAGGAUUUACAGCCAGGCUCCUUCAAGCGAUUAAAAAACCUCAACACCCUCCUUUUAAAUAACAACCACAUCAGAAGAAUCCCAAGAGGAGCCUUCGAAGAUUUGGAAAACCUUAAAUAUCUAUAUUUGUACAAGAAUGAAAUCCAGGCCAUCGACCGGGAAGCGUUUAAGGGUCUCGUCUCUCUCGAGCAACUAUACCUGCACUUCAAUAACAUUGAGUCCCUGGAGCCCGAGUCUUUCUCUCAUCUGCCCAAGCUGGAGCGCCUGUUUCUGCACAACAACAGGAUCAGCCAUCUUGCUUUAGGGACCUUCUCACACCUGCAGUCCAUGAAGAGAUUGCGUCUGGACUCUAACGCUCUGCACUGUGACUGUGAGCUGCUGUGGUUGGCUGAUCUGCUGAAGCAGUACGCCGAGUCCGGGAACGCUCAAGCCGCCGCCACAUGUGACUACCCCAACCGCCUGCAGGGACGAUCCGUCGCCACGCUCACAGCGCACGAGCUCAACUGCGAAGUGCCCCGGAUCACCUCUGAGCCGCAGGAUGUGGACGUGACCUCAGGGAACACGGUGUACUUCACAUGCCGAGCGGAGGGAAACCCCAAACCACAGAUCAUCUGGCUGAGGAACAACAAUGCUCUGAACAUGAGGGAUGACACACGGCUCAAUCUUCUGGAAGACGGGACGCUGAUGAUCCAGGACACGCGAGAGACAGACCAGGGCGUCUAUCAGUGCAUGGCCAAAAACGUGGCCGGAGAAGUGAAGACCUCAGAGGUCACCUUACGCUACUUCAGGUCACCAUCUCGGCCCAGCUUUGUGAUCCAGCCGCAGAACACUGAGGUUCUGGUGGGCGAGAGCGUGACUCUAGAGUGCAGCGCCACUGGUCAGCCACAGCCGCGUGUCACCUGGACACGAGGAGAUCAGUCUGCGCUGCCUGUAGACCCGCGCAUCAACAUCACACCUUCAGGAGGACUCUUCAUCCAAAACAUCCACCAGGCAGACGGAGGACAGUACACCUGCUUCGCCAGCAACAACGUGGACACCAUCCACGCCAACGCUUACAUCAUAGUGCAGGCUCGUCCUCAGUUCACCGUGACUCCUCAGGAUCAGUCGGUGCUGGAGGGUCAAACGGUGGAUUUUCCCUGCGAGGCAAGCGGUUUCCCUCAGCCCGUCAUCGCCUGGACACGCGGAGGUAGUCCUUUGCCCAAUGACAGACGGCAUGUGGUGCUGUCGACGGGCAGCCUGCGGAUCAGCCGCGUGGCUCUUCAUGACCAGGGCCAGUACGAGUGCCAGGCGGUCAGUCCUGUGGGCACUGCCAGAGCCGCUGUCCACCUCAACAUCCUGCAGAGCGUAACGCCUGUUUUCACGAGCGCUCCAAGGGAUUUGACGGUGGAGUCUGGAUCAGAUGUCCAGAUUCCGUGCAGCGCUCAGGGUGAACCCACACCUAUCAUCACAUGGAGCAAGGAUGGAGUCCAGAUUACAGAGAGUGGGAAGUUCCACAUCAAUCCAGAUGGCUAUCUGGAAGUGCAUGAUGUGGGCUUGGCCGAUGGGGGCCGAUACGAGUGUGUAGCCCGCAACUCCAUUGGAUAUUCCUCAUCUAGCAUGGUGCUAACAGUGCAAGUCCCGCAGGUGAGCCGCGAAGGUGAUCCGUUCGUCUCCACGUCUCUUGAAGAGGCCAUCCGGAGCAUAAACAGCGCUAUAGACUCCACCCGGAGGCAGCUUUUUGACGGGUCUCCUCGUACCCCCGCUGAGCUCCUGGCUCUGUUUCGGUACCCGCGGGACCCCUACACAGUGGAGCAGGCCCGAGCUGGAGAGAUCUUUGAGCAGACCCUUCUUCUCAUUCAGAGGCACGUCAACCAGGGGCUCAUGGUGGACACCAACGGGACAGCCUACCGCUACAAUGAUUUGGUGUCUCCACGGUUCCUGGAUAUGAUCGCUAAUUUGUCAGGCUGCACAGCCCAUCGGCGCAUUAACAAUUGCUCGGAUAUCUGCUUCCACCAGAAGUAUCGUACCCACGACGGCACUUGCAACAACCUGCAGCACCCCAUGUGGGGAGCGUCUCUCACUCCCUUUGAGCGCUUGCUAAAGCCCGUCUACGACAAUGGCUUCAAUCUCCCCCGCGGCACCACUGAACGAUGGCACAACGGCUACCCCCUGCCACUUCCUCGCCUGGUCUCAACCACCAUGAUCGGCACCGAGACCAUCACGCCAGACGACCGCUACACUCACAUGCUAAUGCAGUGGGGACAGUUCUUAGACCAUGAUCUAGACUCAACCGUUGUGUCCCUAAGCCAGUCCCGUUUCUCCGACGGACAGCUGUGCACCUCAGUGUGCACCAAUGACCCCCCUUGUUUUCCCAUUAUGUUCCCACCCAAUGACCCACGGCAGCGGCGCAAUGGGGCACGCUGCAUGUUCUUUGUGCGCUCCAGUCCCGUUUGUGGCAGCGGAAUGACUUCUUUACUCAUGAACUCAGUGUACCCGCGUGAGCAAAUGAACCAGCUUACUUCCUACAUCGAUGCAUCCAAUGUUUACGGCAGCUCGCAGCACGAGGCUGAAGAGAUCCGUGAUUUAGCCAGCCAUAGAGGCAUGCUGCGGCAAGGGAUUGUUCAACGAACUGGAAAACCACUGCUCCCGUUUGCCACCGGGCCACCAACAGAGUGCAUGCGGGAUGAAAAUGAGAGUCCCAUUCCUUGCUUCCUAGCCGGUGACCAUCGUGCUAAUGAGCAGCUCGGGUUGACGGCAAUGCAUACGGUGUGGUUGCGUGAACAUAACCGCAUUGCAAGCGAGCUGCUUCGCCUUAACCCCCAUUGGGAUGGCGACACCAUUUACCAUGAGGCGCGGAAGAUAGUCGGAGCCCAGAUGCAGCAUAUAACCUACAACCAAUGGCUGCCUAAAAUACUGGGUGAGGCUGGCAUGAGGAUAAUGGGCGAUUAUACCGGAUACAAUCCUAAUAUAAAUGCUGGCAUCCUCAACGCUUUCGCUACCGCGGCCUUCCGUUUUGGCCAUACGCUCAUUAACCCAAUUCUGUAUCGACUUGAUGAAAACUUCCAGCCCAUCCAGCAAGGGCACAUCUCACUGCACAAGGCUUUCUUCUCCCCCUUCCGUAUUGUAAACGAAGGAGGCAUCGACCCAUUGCUUCGUGGCUUGUUCGGAGUGGCAGGGAAAAUGCGAAUGUCAACUCAACUGCUAAACACCGAACUAACCGAACGGCUUUUCUCGAUGGCACAUGCGGUGGCACUUGACCUUGCAGCGAUGAAUAUCCAAAGGGGCCGUGACCACGGUAUACCAUCCUAUAAUGACUACCGCGUGUUCUGCAACCUCACGUCCGCACAAACCUUUGAGGAUCUGAAGAAUGAGAUCCAGAACCCCAGUGUGCGGGAGAAGCUUCAAAGGCUUUAUGGCACACCUCUGAAUGUGGAUUUGUUUCCUGCACUGAUGGCCGAAGAGCUGGUGCCUGGCAGCAGACUGGGACCAACUCUAAUGUGUUUACUGGCAACACAGUUCAAGCGUCUGAGAGAUGGCGACCGGUUUUGGUAUGAGAACCCGGGCUCCUUCAGUCCUGCACAGUUGACCCAACUGAAGCAGACGUCUCUAUCCCGGGUGCUGUGUGAUAAUGGUGACAACAUCACCCGCAUUCAAUCAGAUGCCUUCAGUGUGGCCGACCUCCCUCACGGUUAUGGAAGCUGUGCCGAUUUACCAAAGAUUGACCUCCGCAUGUGGCAGGACUGCUGUGAAGAUUGCCGCACUAAAGGUCAGUUCAACGCUCUAUCGUUUCACUUCAGAGGUCGGAGGUCAGCAGAGCACAGCUAUGCAGAAGAGAAAAAACCUGCCAACAACCUCACAGAAAACAGCAGCACUUUGGAAGAUGCUGCAGUAAACAUAACUGUGUCGCCAAAGUCAAGUACUGAACCCUCCGCUAAGGAUUUCCAGGACUUUGUAACAGACAUGCAGAAAACCAUCACAAGUUUACGAAAACAGAUUAAAAGACUUGAAGGGCGCGUGAGCAGGACAGACUGUGCAGAUGAGGACGGGAGAGAGCGGGCAGAUGGAGAAAGCUGGAGGAAAAACCCCUGCACCAUGUGUCAGUGUAAAGCAGCGCAGGUGACGUGUUUUGUGGAGAAGUGUGCGCCGGCCGUGUGUGAGACGUCUGUGACGCCCAGUGGCUCGUGUUGCCCCGUCUGCCUCAACCAACCCACAGCAGCAUGAGCAAAACCCUCAGGACA
Molecule: messenger RNA, 4521 nt
Organism: Danio rerio (zebrafish)
Lineage: Eukaryota; Metazoa; Chordata; Actinopteri; Cypriniformes; Danionidae
Source: RefSeq, a predicted model, not a curated record